Amphiprion ocellaris (clown anemonefish) is the source of this 2938-nucleotide messenger RNA. RefSeq lists its product as uncharacterized. The record is from RefSeq and is a predicted model, not a curated record. The coding region runs from base 401 to 769 and encodes 122 amino acids. The transcript is spliced from 3 exons. Lineage: Eukaryota; Metazoa; Chordata; Actinopteri; Pomacentridae. Gene Ontology annotation, cellular component: membrane. Gene Ontology annotation, biological process: Golgi ribbon formation; vesicle-mediated transport.
UUGUGGUACAGAAGCAAAAUUACAAAAAUUGUGUCACUGUCCAAAUACUGAAAGUAAGUGACCUAACACUAUCUUCAUGAUCCAACAUAUCUAAGAAGAACUGUAUCUUAUAACUAAAAUGCUGGUUUCCAGCCUUUUCUUGACUCUAAUAAUUCAUUAUCUGACAAGUCAACAUAUAUUUAAACUCUUUUUCAAACUUCUUCAAAUGUAUAAAUGAACUUCAGAUCUUUAGAAAGAGGUGCAUCAAUAAUGAGAGCAGUCGGUUUAAUUUUCUUUUGUCUCACCACUCUUAUAGGCGACAUCACCACUGAUGCCCUGCUUAUCCAGAAAUUCAAGAUACCAAGGAUCCUUUAAUGCAGUAAACGCGUGACAGGCUGGCAAGAACAGCAGGAAACAGUAUAUGGAAAAGACAGACAUGGAGCAGGGAGGAGUCUCAGCAGAACCAGCACCACAGGACAAGAUGUCAGUCUUGAAGAAACAGGCAGAUGAUGUCAUCGACAUAAUGAAGAACAAUUUGGAAAACAAACUUAAAGGACAACUAAUGGCAGAUAACCUAUUGACAAAAUCAGAGGAGGUGGAAAAAGCGGCUCAAAGUCUUGAUAGGACAACUAAGAAAGUGGAAAACUCCUACAGGUGGAAGAACAUCAGCUUGAACAUAUUCAUCAUGGUGAUCAUCAUCAUCAUGCUCAUCAUCGUCCUGCUGGCCACCGGAGUCAUCCCUAUCAGUGCCCCCUUGCCUCCUAUAGUCACUCCCACCACCAAGCCUUAAACACGUACAAACAUACAUAUAAAGUACAAAUAGAUCAAACAGGUCAUAAAUAAAUAUGCUCCUAUUGCACAGCAUGCAAAGCACUACAAGAAUCCCAGUAGUCCUUACAAAGACACUUACUUACUUCUAACAUCAUGAAAAUCAUUGUAGACAGAAAUUACAGAAACUACCAUUAUAUGCAAAAACAAGUCAGCAUAGAUCAUCAACAGAUAUGCAUAAAACCAGCUAUGCACAUAAUCCAUAUCUAAAAACUACAAAAUGUUUAAUCCAAGUAGCAAUCCACAGAACAAACGGGAACAUAUUUAUUCUGUGCUGUCACGGGUUAGGAGGUCUGAACCUAGGAUGCAAGCACUCAGUAACAGGCAAGACAUGUCAGGUCGCAAAGACUCCUUUAUUGAUAAUAAAGCAGAGCCGAUCACAGAAAAAGGCAAUCAGGAGGUAAGGGGGACUGAGUAACAAAACUGCACUGACAAAACUAAGGACUCAGCAAACUAAUAAUAAGCUCAAAAACUAAUCACAGACAGAGAACCAAAACCCCCAAUUACACAAACUAAACGAAAUCCACUAAUCGGCCAGACUCACAGACGCAGGUAGCUAGGCGUGGGGGAGGCAGGCUGGAACAAAGAGGAGCCGGCUCUGGCAGCUCAACAGAAAGGCCCAGCCAGGGAGCAGAUGGUCUGGCAGGCAUGUGUAGCCGAGGCUACGAUCUGGCCAGGAGUGCAGGACUGAGCUGCUCUCGCAGCUGUCUCCCAUAUGCUCUGAUUAACUCUGCAGUCAGGUGUGCAACACUGAGGGGGGAGGGACCAAGGCCGAGGAGGAGAGAGGCAGGUAGAAGUGAGGGAGAGGAGGUGAAGAGAGGAAAAGAGAAAGAGAGAAGCAAGGAGAAAAGGAGGUAGAGGGAGAGGAAAAGAAGGAGAAGAGGGGAGAGAAGAGGAAAGGAAGGAAGGCCAGGCAGGAACCGUGACAGUACCCUGGUUUCUUUUUUUUAAAAACCAUUGAAGAAAAAGCAUGUAGGUUUCUUUGUGAUCUCUGAGUUAAAGUGAGUUAAGUUUUUGACAUUUUGGCACCAUGCUUCAGUAGUGAUGGCAAGAACAGCCGGCAUGUUGGAGUCUUCACUGAAGUGAACUAAAGAUAAAUCGACCUAAUGCACAAAUCAUACAUCAAUAGCAAUAAUUUUACACUUGAUAUGUGAAGAUAAAGAUACAGCUAAAGAGAAAUGCACGACAAACAUAUACGGUAAAAGAAACUUGUGAUAUUCUGGCAAUUGUGAUUCAUAUAGAUACAGUAAUUGACCAUAGUUCCAAUAUUUUCUGGCAAAUACUCCUUUUUUUGAUGAUGGGAAUUAAUUUUAUCUAAUUUUAGAAAUAUAUUGACAGUGUUAAACUUGAAAUUAACAGUUUCAUCUAUUCAUUGAAAGUAAAAUAUUUGUGGAAUUGCAAUAAAUUUGCAGAUGUUAUACUCUUUUUACAUUAAAAAACACAGUUCUUUUAAAAAUGGAAAUUGUAUGGGUAUUCACAGUUACGGGGUGAUAACGGUAUUUUACAUUGGACAGUCAUAGUCUAUUUGUGUAAUUGUGUCAAUAUUUAGAAGAAAUCAGUAAAACUAAAAGAAUCAAUUCUGUAAAAUUACAGUUUUGUUUUGUUUUUUGACAGUGUAGCACAUAGUCAAUUGUUUAGAGACACAAUGUUUUCUGGAGAUUCAUGUCUUGUUAAGAGGAACCAGGCUCCCCAUAUGGCUCCUCUACAGUUUGCGUUCUGCCUUUGGCACUUUGAUUCAAUAAACACACGGCCUGUUUGAGCUACUUAGGGUCAGUUUUCAGACUCAUGUCCUUUCACACACUGCUAGUGUAGGAGGAUCAGGUUCUUCCAGCUGGGAGCGAUCAUUUACAGCCCCUACAAGGUUCCCCCUGCCGGGCCCAUGUCAACCAAUAGGCCCUCACAGUCACAGCCUAUGACUGGAAAAUUAAAUUUAAAAACAUGCACCCACUUUUUAAAAAUAAAGCUCCUACAGAUAAGAUCUUGUGUCUCUCACCCCACACACUGUUUCUGCUGUUACAGCACUGCUUUAGCUUCAAAGAGGCCAAACUUAUUCUCAUUUCGAACUGUACAUAUUCAACAUAUCCUCACCUGUACAUGCAACAGUCUUUAAAAUGUGGCUUAACAAAAGAAU